CCUCUCCCUCUCUCCUGUGAUCAUUAUCCCGGUGCGUUUGGGUUCUGGGGGAAGGCUGUGCGGCUCUCCCGCUCGCUGGCUUUGAUCCGCGGCUGGGCUCCUGUGGAGAAUCAGCGGGUAAUGGGCGAGGAAACAUAUGAGAUCUUCAUCCCUUCAGAACAGCAAAGAAGCUCAUUUCUGUUCCGUCACCUCUGCCUCCUGUUCCCAUGCUCAGGUACCAACCCCACAGCACAGGGACCCUGCGCUACCUCACCUGCUCUCUCUCAGGUACCCCACAUCCCCACAACACAGGCCACAGCACAGGCUCUCAGCACAGGGACCCUGCGCUACCUCACCUGCUCUCUCUCAGCACCUGUACGCGUCUCCGUGGCGAUGAGUUUGGACGUGUGGAACGUGGGCCCGGUCGCUGGCGGCAGCGUGCAGCAGCAGAGGGAGCGCUGGGACAGGAAGCGGGGGCGGACUUCCUGUGAGCUGGUCCGCACCGAGCAGAAGUACUGCCUGAGCCUGGAGCUGGUCGUCACGUACUUUGUGGAGAUUCUGAAGGCCAAGGGCACUCUGAAGCAGGACAUCAGGGAGAGCAUCUUCAGCUCGAUUACAUCCAUUCAUUCUGUCAACCAGGCGUUAUUGGCUGAUUUGGAAGGUGGGAGGGUUGGCCUUGGCUUCGAGAGAUUCUGCCCCAACCUGAACUACUACUACACCUACGUGGACAACUUCCAGAAGGCCUCCAGAGUCCUGCAGGUGCAGCUGAAGAAGAACAAGGCCUUCAGACGAUUUAAGAAGCUGCAGGAGUCAAGGCCAGAGUUCCGCGCCUCCAAGCUGGAGGAGCUGCUGCAGCUCCCACUGCAGCGCAUUCAACAGUACAAGCAUUUCUUGCGCGACUUGGCAGAGAACACCAGCCCAGAUCACCCCGAGUUCCAGCAGCUUUCCAGGGCGGUGAAGGCCAUCUCUGGGGUCGCUCAGCGUAUCCAGGACAACGGGCGCAGCCAGGAGAACCUCCUGCAGCUCCAGCGGGUGCAGAAGCUGCUGAAGGGGAGGAAGACCAAGGUGCUGGCUCCAGGGCGCUGGUACAUCAGGGAGGGCUGGCUGAAGGUGGUGCCCACCAAGGGGACAGAGGCCAAGCCCAAAAUGUUCUUCCUGUUCUCGGACAUCCUGCUGCUGACCACGCCCUGCAGCUCGCUGCACCCCACUAACGGGGAUAAGUUUGCCUGCCAGCGCGUGUACCCCCUGAGAGAGUGCACCGUGGACAAGGUGUUCGGCCACACCCGCAGCCAGGGUGGGCUCAUCAGCCUCACCUUUGCCCGAGACAAACUCCUGCUGAUGUCCGGUGACCAGGAGGACAUCAACGACUGGUACAGGAGCCUGACCUCCAGCAUCGGGCAGCUGAUGUCCCGGAACACCGUGGUCCACCGGAGGGAUGACCUCUGCCGAAAACCUCUGCGCUCUGCCCAGGGGGACCCCAACACCCCCUCCGCCCCGCCUCACACCCGCAAGAGGGUCCUGGUCACAGUGGAGCCCCCGGGGCAGAGGGGCGACCCCGCUGGUGUGGCCCCCCCCGCAGGCUCGGACCCGGCCGGGGCAUCAAAGAGGAUGAAGCUGUCCGGUGGAGCCGUGGAAAGUCCACAGGAGGCAGCAGCGGCCGGGUCUGGCUGUGUGAUCCUGUAACCCCCCCCCCCACCGUCGCCAUGGAGCCGGGCUAUCUGACACUGGGCCGCUGAGACGGGACGGCCGGGCGCAACAGGGUAUCGGGUCCCACGGACACACACUCCCUUCAGCUCAGAGUUCCCAGCCUUUCAUCACUUUUAUCACUCUUCCUGUCUGUGAAGAUCGCUCUCUCCUCUGUGUGACUGCACCGCCCAGCCCCGAUGCAGCAGGAAGUGUGGUGAUUACUGAUCAUGCUGGGGGAAAAUGAGGAUCAUUUUGAACAUUAUUUUUAUUUGAUGGGAGCUUUUUAUUUUUAUUCGACAUUUACUUUGGUUAAGUUUUAUUUGAAGGCUUCUGUGUGCUUGUGCAGUGCGAUAUGCACAGCCGUGUAAUCUCAGUGAUGUUGCUCGCCAUGUGGGAUUCGGACCGAGCUUUUAUUACUACUGAUAUCAAGCUUGCCGGACGCCAUUUUGCUAAUGUGUGUGGCUGCAUGUUGUGCAUUACAGGGUGCUGGUGAUGAGAUUGGAGGGGACAGGUGCAGCAGUGGGACGCGUGUUUUGAGCCUAUUGCAUGGUGUGCAUGUGACUGUCAGACAGUACUACUGAGGUCAUUACUGAGACUGCUGCCAGGAUCCCUCAGGGGUCCCGUCCCAUCCCAAAAGGGCCCGUGUGGGGUUUUGUUUUAGCCCAGCACUACAGCACAUGAUUUUUAUGCUUUAACUCAUCAUGGUCUACGAGGUGUGGUAGAGCAGAAGCCUGCACCCACACCGGCCCUGUUGGGGUGAGGUUGGACGCCCUGCUUUAAAGAGGAGCACUGUGCUCUGCCCUUGUGAGUGACCCAGUGUGUGCUCUACCCUUGUGAUUGACCCAGUGUGUGCUCUGCCCUUGUGAUUGACCCAGUGUGUGCUCUGCCCUUGUGAGUGACCCAGUGUGUGCUCUGCCCUUGUGAUUGACCCAGUGUGUGCUUUACCCUUGUGAGUGACCCAGUGUGUGCUUUACCCUUGUGAGUGACCCAGUGUGUGCUUUACCCUUGUGAGUGACCCAGUGUGUGCUCUGCCCUUGUGAGUGACCCAGUGUGUGCUCUGCCCUUGUGAGUGACCCAGUGUGUGCUUUACCCUUGUGAUUGACCCAGUGUGUGCUUUACCCUUGUGAUUGACCCAGUGUGUGCUUUACCCUUGUGAGUGACCCAGUGUGUGCUUUACCCUUGUGAGUGACCCAGUGUGUGCUUUACCCUUGUGAGUGACCCAGUGUGUGCUCUGCCCUUGUGAGUGACCCAGUGUGUGCUCUGCCCUUGUGAGUGACCCAGUGUGUGCUUUACCCUUGUGAUUGACCCAGUGUGUGCUUUACCCUUGUGAUUGACCCAGUGUGUGCUUUACCCUUGUGAUUGACCCAGUGUGUGCUCUGCCCUUGUGAGUGACCCAGUGUGUGCUUUACCCUUGUGAGUGACCCAGUGUGUGCUCUGCCCUUGUGAUUGACCCAGUGUGUGCUUUACCCUUGUGAGUGACCCAGUGUGUGCUUUACCCUUGUGAGUGACCCAGUGUGUGCUUUACCCUUGUGAUUGACCCAGUGUGUGCUUUACCCUUGUGAUUGACCCAGUGUGUGCUUUACCCUUGUGAUUGACCCAGUGUGUGCUUUACCCUUGUGAUUGACCCAGUGUGUGCUUUACCCUUCUGAUUGACCCAGUGCUAAUGUUCACAGCGGCGUCUUCUUAUAUAGCUGCUCUUCUGCUGGUCAUUUUACAGUGACCAGUGAGUCUGAUUCCUGUGCUCAGUUCUAUUUGACCCAAAGACUUUUUACCGAUUAAGUUAUGUUCAGUUCUUUCUGUAUAUGAAGAUUGCUUCCUGAACUUUUAAUUGGUCUGUGUACAGACAUUUUUUCUUUUGGUUGGUUGUUUUAUAUUGUAUCUCAUCCUGUUACUCCAGACAGAGGCAUUCUGAAAAGCUGUUACUCCUGGUGGAAAUUAAAUUGAUUUCAACACAAUGGUGAA
Molecule: messenger RNA, 3627 nt
Organism: Anguilla anguilla (European eel)
Lineage: Eukaryota; Metazoa; Chordata; Actinopteri; Anguilliformes; Anguillidae
Gene: arhgef39
Product: Rho guanine nucleotide exchange factor (GEF) 39
Exons: 14
Coding region: 121-1662 (513 amino acids)
Biological process (GO): positive regulation of cell migration
Cellular component (GO): plasma membrane
Molecular function (GO): guanyl-nucleotide exchange factor activity
Source: RefSeq, a predicted model, not a curated record